CUGGAGCUGGCUGGAGAGGUUGUGCCAGCUUCCGCUGCCGCGUCGCUUCAGGGCUCGGGAGCGAGUUCGCGCUGCCUUGGCCGCUGCUGGGUAGCCCAGGGGCGCGGGGCCGGGCAGGGGGCGCGUGGCGGCGCAGCCAUGGGACUGCAGCGGGGCCGGAGACAGCAGGGAACCGAGAGACCCAGGCCCUGAGCGCGUCUUCUCCCGAGGGCCUCGCCCUCUUGCUCGCGGGGCCGGGGCUUCUGCUACUGUUGCUGGCGCUGGUGCUGGUGGCGGCGGCAGCGGCAGCGGCGGCGGCGACCAAGAUCAUGUUGGGCCGCCGCUGCGCCGGCGGGGGCGCGGCCUGCUCGGGCGUGGCAGCUGAGGCUGUGGAGCCUGCUGCUCGCGAGUUGUUCGAGGCUUGCCGCAACGGGGACGUGGAGCGAGUCAAGAGAUUGGUGACGCCCGAGAAGGUGAACAGCCGUGACACGGCAGGCAGGAAGUCCACCCCGCUCCACUUCGCAGCAGGUUUUGGGAGGAAAGAUGUAGUUGAAUAUUUGCUACAGAACGGUGCUAAUGUCCAAGCACGUGAUGAUGGGGGACUUAUUCCUCUUCAUAAUGCAUGCUCUUUUGGUCAUGCUGAAGUAGUCAAUCUCCUUUUGCGACAUGGUGCAGACCCAAAUGCUCGUGAUAAUUGGAAUUAUACUCCCCUCCAUGAAGCUGCAAUUAAAGGAAAGAUUGAUGUUUGUAUCGUACUCUUACAGCAUGGAGCAGAGCCAACCAUCAGAAAUACAGAUGGAAGGACAGCAUUAGAUUUAGCAGACCCGUCUGCCAAAGCAGUGCUGACUGGUGAAUAUAAGAAAGACGAACUCUUGGAAAGUGCCAGGAGUGGCAAUGAGGAAAAAAUGAUGGCUCUACUUACACCGUUAAAUGUCAACUGCCAUGCAAGUGAUGGCAGAAAGUCAACGCCAUUGCAUUUGGCAGCAGGAUACAACAGAGUCAAGAUUGUACAGCUAUUAUUGCAACAUGGAGCUGAUGUCCAUGCUAAAGAUAAAGGUGAUCUGGUGCCAUUACACAAUGCCUGUUCUUAUGGUCAUUAUGAAGUAACUGAACUACUGGUCAAGCAUGGUGCCUGUGUAAAUGCAAUGGACUUGUGGCAAUUCACUCCUCUUCAUGAGGCAGCUUCUAAGAACAGGGUUGAAGUGUGCUCUCUUCUUUUAAGUUAUGGUGCAGAUCCAACACUGCUGAAUUGUCACAAUAAAAGUGCUGUAGAUUUGGCUCCCACACCACAGUUAAAAGAAAGAUUAGCAUAUGAAUUUAAAGGCCACUCAUUACUGCAAGCUGCACGGGAAGCUGAUGUUACACGAAUUAAAAAACACCUUUCUCUGGAAAUGGUGAAUUUCAAGCAUCCUCAAACACAUGAAACUGCAUUGCAUUGUGCUGCUGCAUCUCCAUAUCCCAAAAGAAAGCAAAUAUGUGAACUGUUGCUAAGAAAAGGAGCAAACAUCAAUGAAAAGACUAAAGAAUUCUUGACUCCUCUACACGUGGCAUCUGAGAAAGCUCAUAAUGAUGUUGUUGAAGUAGUGGUGAAACAUGAAGCGAAGGUUAAUGCUCUGGAUAAUCUUGGUCAGACUUCUCUGCACAGAGCUGCACAUUGUGGUCAUCUACAGACCUGCCGCCUCCUUCUGAGCUAUGGAUGCGAUCCUUCUAUCAUAUCCCUUCAGGGCUUUACUGCCUUGCAGAUGGGAAAUGAAAAUGUGCAGCAACUUCUUCAAGAUCCUUCAUAUAUAAGGCAUGUAGAGCUUAUACAAGAGGGUAUCCCAUUAGGUAAUUCAGAGGCAGACAGACAAUUGCUAGAAGCUGCAAAGGCUGGAGAUGUAGAAACUGUGAAAAAAUUGUGUACUAUUCAGAGUGUCAACUGCAGAGACAUUGAAGGGCGUCAGUCUACACCACUCCAUUUUGCAGCUGGCUAUAAUAGAGUGUCUGUGGUGGAAUAUCUGCUGCAACAUGGAGCUGAUGUACAUGCUAAAGAUAAAGGGGGCCUUGUACCUUUGCAUAAUGCAUGUUCUUAUGGACAUUAUGAAGUUGCAGAACUUCUUGUUAAGCAUGGAGCAGUAGUUAAUGUAGCUGACUUAUGGAAAUUUACACCUUUACAUGAAGCUGCAGCAAAAGGAAAAUAUGAAAUUUGCAAACUUCUUCUUCAGCAUGGUGCAGACCCUACAAAGAAAAACAGGGAUGGAAAUACUCCUUUGGAUCUUGUUAAAGAUGGAGAUACAGAUAUCCAAGAUCUGCUUAGGGGAGAUGCAGCUUUGCUAGAUGCUGCCAAGAAGGGCUGUUUAGCCAGAGUAAAGAAGUUGUCUUCACCUGAUAAUGUAAAUUGCCGUGAUACCCAAGGCCGACAUUCAACACCAUUGCAUUUAGCAGCUGGGUAUAAUAAUUUAGAAGUUGCAGAGUAUUUGUUACAACAUGGAGCUGAUGUGAAUGCGCAAGACAAAGGAGGACUAAUUCCUUUACAUAAUGCAGCGUCUUAUGGGCAUGUAGAUGUAGCAGCUUUACUAAUAAAGUAUAAUGCAUGUGUCAAUGCUACGGACAAAUGGGCUUUCACACCUUUGCACGAAGCAGCCCAAAAGGGACGAACACAGCUUUGUGCUUUAUUGUUGGCCCACGGAGCUGAUCCUACUCUUAAAAAUCAGGAAGGACAAACACCUUUAGAUUUAGUUUCAGCAGAUGAUGUCAGUGCUCUCCUGACAGCAGCUAUGCCCCCUUCUGCCUUGCCUUCAUGUUACAAACCUCAGGUGCUCAGUGGUGUGAGAAGCCCAGGAGCUACCACAGAUGCUCUGUCUUCAGGUCCAUCCAGCCCAUCAAGCCUUUCUGCAGCUAGCAGUCUUGACAACUUAUCUGGGAGUUUUACUGAACUGUCUUCAGUAGUUAGUUCAAGUGGAACAGAGGGUGCCUCCAGUUUGGAGAAAAAAGAGGUUCCAGGAGUAGAUUUUAGCAUAACUCAAUUUGUAAGGAAUCUCGGACUUGAGCACCUAAUGGAUAUAUUUGAGAGAGAACAGAUCACUUUGGAUGUAUUAGUUGAAAUGGGGCACAAGGAGCUGAAGGAGAUUGGAAUCAAUGCUUAUGGACAUAGACACAAACUAAUUAAAGGAGUUGAGAGACUUAUCUCUGGACAACAAGGUCUUAACCCUUACUUGGCUCUAAAUACCUCUGGUAGUGGAACAAUUCUCAUAGAUCUGUCUCCUGAUGAUAAAGAGUUUCAGUCUGUGGAAGAAGAGAUGCAAAGUACAGUCCGAGAGCACAGAGAUGGAGGCCAUGCAGGUGGAAUCUUCAACAGAUACAAUAUUCUCAAGAUUCAGAAAGUUUGUAACAAGAAACUAUGGGAAAGAUAUACUCAUAGAAGAAAAGAAGUUUCUGAAGAAAACCACAACCAUGCAAAUGAAAGAAUGCUGUUUCAUGGGUCUCCCUUUGUUAAUGCAAUUAUUCAUAAAGGCUUUGAUGAAAGGCAUGCCUACAUAGGUGGAAUGUUUGGAGCUGGGAUUUAUUUUGCUGAAAACUCUUCCAAAAGCAAUCAGUAUGUAUAUGGAAUUGGAGGAGGUACUGGGUGUCCAGUUCACAAAGACAGAUCUUGUUACAUUUGCCACAGGCAGCUGCUUUUUUGCCGAGUAACCUUGGGAAAGUCUUUCCUGCAGUUCAGUGCAAUGAAAAUGGCGCAUUCUCCUCCAGGUCAUCACUCAGUUACUGGUCGGCCCAGUGUAAAUGGCCUAGCAUUAGCUGAAUAUGUUAUUUACAGAGGAGAACAGGCUUAUCCUGAAUAUUUAAUUACUUACCAGAUUGUGAGGCCUGAAGGUAUGGUGGAUGGAUAAAUAUGGAGUUAGGAAUCGAAUUCCACUGAACCGAAAAUCAUCUAAGCAGCUGAUGGCCUCUAAGUUUUACUCCUUUGCUGAAAAAAAAUCUUGUCUACAGGCCUGUGACAAAAGGAUAAAAAAAAUGUGAAAGAAGUUUAACAUUCUGACUUGGUAAAGCUUUAAUAAUGUACAGUGUUUUCUAAAUAUUUCCUGUUUUUCAGCACUUUAACAGAUGCCAUUCCAGGUUAAACUGGGUUUGUCUGUACUAAAUUAUGAACAGCGUUAACUUGAACCUUUUAUACAUUAAACAUUGAUUCUAACAAACACGAUGCCCUCAACAGAACUCAUUUUACUAAUACAGUACUGUGUUCUUUUAAACACAGCAUUUACACUGAAUACAAUUUCAUUUGUAAAACUGUAAAUAAGAGCUUUUGUACUAGCCCAAUUAUUUAUUUACAUUGCUUUGUAAUAUAAAUCUGUUUCAGAACUGCAGCCGUUUACAAAAUUUUUUCAUAUGUAUUGUUCCAUCUAUACUUCAUCUUAACAUCAUGACUGUUAUUUACAUUUGAUUCCAGAGGCUAUGUUGAGUUCUUAGCAGAAUCCUAUAGUCAGUUGGGAUUGCUUGAUUAUUAGGUUUAUUUUGCUGAUAGAAGCCCUUUAUCUCUCAUUAGAAAUUGUUUCCAUUUAAGAACUUGUUUCAUGAAUACUCUGGGGAUUUGAUUUGUAAGACACACAUUCCAAAGAGCUCUGUGAUAGGGCCUGAUUGCUAAAGAAGCCUCUUAACUGGGUUUUACCUUGGGAAGUUUUCUAGUAUCAUUCUGUGAAAAUUAGAGCAAGUACCUUCUAUAUUUUAGAAAGGCUAAAUCCUGCCAUUGUUUAGUUAUGGUAUCCUUGUCAAAGGUGGGAAUGGUAAUCCUGGAUAGUUUCCCUAUCUGUUUACCUUAAGUCUAAAGGGGAUGGAAAAAAAAACAAACAAAAAACAUAGCAAAUGGGAGUGGGUAGUUUUCUUUCUUCACCUUUUUGUUAAAUUUGUAGCCAAUCUAUAUAUACCAUUUUGGGUAAACUUAACACAGAACUAUAAAAGGUAGGUGUCCCAGUUUGCUCCUGGCCUCAUGAAUGAGAAAGUGCAUUGAGGCUGGAGCUUCCUACUAUGUUGCCACACUGUGACACCAGGCCUAACUGGAACCAGGUUUGUGUUCAGUUUGGCAGCUAUGGAGGAGAGUGCCAUCCCAUAAAACAUAUUUUUUCAAGUCAAACAAUCUCUACCACAAAGCAUGCUAAAAUGUCUUGGUACAGAGACAAGCAUUACAGCUUGGCAAUCUAUUUUAGUUCUUGACUAGCUCCUUCAAAAGUCAAGGAAGAAUUUUUAAUCCACUAAAGUCUUUGUAAAUGAGAAUGUUCCCCUUCACUCUUUGUACCAGUUCAUUUUUUAAAAAUAUAUAUUGUAUUCUAAAUACAUUGUAUACUAAAUUAAGUGGCCCCUUGAAGUAACUUGUACAUAAAAUGCUAGAAAAAUCAUGUUUUUUGUCCUGAGUAAGAAUUAAUCCUGGUAACGUGUAUCUGGAAUUGUUGCUUGAUAAAGAUGGUGAUUGAUAUUUAACUGGUCAAAUCUUGACCUUGAAGUGCUUUUAUAUAGCGCUCUGAUUGCAAAUAUGAUCCUAAAGUCAUUUCUUGAAACACAAAUGGAAUAUGCCAAACUUUAUAAUUUUUCAAGUUCUGUAAGCUUUCAGAUUUUUAUAACUAGAAGAUAAUGAUAUAAUGGGAAUUGGGGUUUAUAUUUACACAUAUCUUUCUCAACAUUUAGCCCGUGUUUCUCACCCUAUGAGUGGUUCUGGAAUUGCUUGUCAUGUAAAAUCAUCAUGGUCUAUGAGUUUACAGUAUUGCUGUGUUAUUUCAUCUAAUCCAUUGCUUAGUGUGUUGUUUUCCCAUGAAUGAUUAUAUCAUGGUUAAUAUGUUAUAGCAUGACUAUUUUCAGAGAGCUUUUUAUUUGGGGGCUUUGGGGGUUGUUGUGUGGUUUGGGUGUUUUUUUUUUUUUUGGAUGAACUACUAUCAUGAUGGAAUUGCUUUUUAUUUGUCUUGUGAUUUUGUUUUUUAAGUGAAAUUUAGCUUUGUGUGAUUAUAUUAUUAUGAGUGUCUUACUUGUACUGUAUCACAUUCCAUACUCAUUUAAUUCUUAAUAAACUGUUCACUCAUU
This is a messenger RNA of Choloepus didactylus (southern two-toed sloth), 6021 nucleotides long. It is a transcript of the gene TNKS2, whose product is annotated as tankyrase 2. Lineage: Eukaryota; Metazoa; Chordata; Mammalia; Pilosa; Megalonychidae. The record is from RefSeq and is a predicted model, not a curated record. Gene Ontology annotation, molecular function: protein binding; NAD+ poly-ADP-ribosyltransferase activity. Bases 309 to 3845 code for a protein of 1178 amino acids. The transcript is spliced from 28 exons.